Molecule: messenger RNA, 737 nt
Organism: Acomys russatus (golden spiny mouse)
Lineage: Eukaryota; Metazoa; Chordata; Mammalia; Rodentia; Muridae
Gene: Umad1
Product: UBAP1-MVB12-associated (UMA) domain containing 1
Exons: 4
Coding region: 15-497 (160 amino acids)
Source: RefSeq, a predicted model, not a curated record
CAGCAGCAGCAGCUAUGUUCCACUUCUUCCGAAAGCCUGCAGAAUCCAAAAAGCCCUCUGUACCAGAGACGGAAGCAGAUGGAUUUGUCCUCUUAGGAGAUACAACAAAUGAAACGAGAUGUAAAACUUCCGAAGCAGAAGGCAGCCAGUCUUUAGAGAUCACUGCCUUAUCCAGUCAUCAUCAGAGAGGCUUCCUUCAGCAGCAGAUGGCAACAGAUACAGAGCCACAUAUCCAGACCGGCAAAGAAGACACAUCCAAUGUGACUGUAUCAGACCCCGAGGCAGGAAAUCAGACAGGCCAGACUCUGGAGAGCAACUCACUAACAGCUGAGCUCCUAAGUGACGUACCCUUCACCCUGGCCCCACAUGUGCUGGCAGUGCAGGGCACCAUCAGCGACCUUCCUGACUACUUACUUUCGUACGAUGUUGGUGACAACUUGUCCCGAUUCUGGUAUGAUUUCACUCUUGAAAAUUCAGUGCUCUGUGAUUCUUCAUAGUCUCUGUGUCUAUUUCGUACUUUAACAGCUUUAGAGGAAAAGUUUUCCUAGUUUAUUGAACCUGUUUGAUGUUCUUUGUCAUUUUACUCUUGAAGACCUUGAGGCAAGCAAAGAUCAUAAAAGAAAUAAAAUGGUGUCAUGUUCAUAGUUUUAUUCUGAAGAAUAAAAUAAAUUUAUAUAAAAAUUGAAACCAAAAAUUUAAUGAAUGGAACGGACUUUGGAAAAAAUAUGAAUUCAGAC